Eurytemora carolleeae is the source of this 2092-nucleotide messenger RNA. RefSeq lists its product as uncharacterized. The record is from RefSeq and is a predicted model, not a curated record. Bases 33 to 1580 code for a protein of 515 amino acids. Lineage: Eukaryota; Metazoa; Arthropoda; Copepoda; Calanoida; Temoridae. The transcript has 11 exons. Gene Ontology annotation, biological process: lipid homeostasis; mitochondrion organization. Gene Ontology annotation, cellular component: mitochondrial inner membrane.
AGUUUGAAGUUUAGAUAAGUACACUCUUGAAAAUGAGGAUUCGGAUUGGACGAGCUUUACUCUAUGGUUCAGGGUUGGGUUUAGCAGGAGUAGGAGCAUACUCUGUGCAUAACAGUGGAUACGAUUCAAACAAUUUAGGAGUGGUAAGAUUUGGACGCGCUGCUGCCUCCGUUGGUAGAAUAGGUUGGGACUAUCAGAGAACACUUUUCUCUGCAAAAUAUCCAACUGAUGAAGAAUAUGAAGCUGCAAAGCUGGAGUGCCAUCAACGAUCUGCAGAUAAACUUCUAGAUCUAUGCUGUGUAAAUGGGGGUGUUUUUAUAAAGGUUGGUCAACAUAUAGGAGCCUUAGACUACCUGCUUCCUGAUCAGUAUGUUCAAACUAUGAAAGUAUUACACCAUGAGGCUCCACAGAUGCCUCUAGAGGAUAUAUAUCAAGUAUUAGAGGCUGAACUCGGAAAGGAUCCCCGUGAGAUAUUUACUACAUUUGACGAGGAACCCCUAGGGUGUGCAUCUCUGGCUCAGGUCCACAGAGCAACAUUACAAAAUGGGAAGGAAGUGGCUGUCAAGGUUCAGCAUAAGUUCGUGAAGAGGCACUCAUUUGUCGACAUCUACACGAUGGAGUUCCUGGUCAAGGCUGUGGAGAAGGUGUUCCCCCAGUUUGAGUUUAUGUGGUUGGCGGAGGAGAUGAAGAAGAACCUGCCCCUAGAGCUGUCCUUUAUACAGGAGGCCAAAAACGCGGAGAAGGUUUCCAGGAUGCUCCGAGAGUUCUCUUGGUUGAAGGUUCCUGAGAUAGAAUGGGAUUACACUACUGAGAGAAUCCUAGUUAUGGAGUACUGUCCGGGCUGCCAUGUCAACGAUACUAACAAACUGAAGGCUGCUGGAAUAGAUAUGCUGGAUGUGAGUAAGAAGAUUGGAAAGAUGUACAGCAAGAUGAUAUUCGAGGAAGGAUAUGUACACUGUGACCCCCAUCCAGGGAAUGUGCUUGUACAAAAGAACGAAGCUGGUGUCACUCAGAUAGUUCUUCUUGAUCAUGGUCUAUAUACUCAACUUACAAGCCAAUUCAGAUACAACUAUGCUGAGUUCUGGCAGGCCAUUAUUAACCGUGACGUGGAACAGAUUAAAACUACUGCUGAUACUCUGGGAGUAGGAGAACUCUAUGGUCUCUUUGCUUGUAUGGUUACUGCUAGAUCCUGGAAUACUAUUCAGAAAGGAUUAGAAGUCUCAAAGAAGGACAAAUCUGAAACAGACGAAAUUAAACAAAACGCUUCAAGGUACAUGCAGGAGAUAGCCAACGUUCUUGCGUUCGUGAACCGGCAGAUGAUCCUGAUCUUGAAGACGAAUGACCUGCUGAGGAACCUGGAAACCUCCCUGGGGACCAGCAGCAGUAUGUCCUCAUUCAUCCAGAUGUCAAGGAGCUGUGUUUCUGUUCUCCAGGAGAAGGAGUUGAAGGAUGCUAGAUCUCGUUACGCCAGGUUCUGCAUCCGACUCAGGGCACAGUGGGGGCUCUUUAAGAUCUCCUUAUACCAGUUCUAUUUACAGAUAUUCUGGUCGAACUUGGGCACUGUUCUUAGGCUCAGAUAGUUCAACAAAUCAACUUCAUCAAUUCUCCGUGUGAAAACAAUCCUUUCGUUUUCCUCAAACUCUUAUUUUAAUUCAGUUUCCUCUCCCGAUCCAUUUAAAGUUGAAACCCUAGAAUGAUUUCCUUGAACUGCAAAAGACUGAUUAAUCCAUUUCACAUUUGAUAUGCUUUAAUGUAUCUCAGCCAACUGGGCAUCAAUGCAUGAUGGGACUAUGAUAUUUCACGUAGUCGGCCAAAUUAGGAUUUUUAGCUUUAGAAAAAUUUGUAUUAAUGAUAAUAUUUCUAAAUUUUAGUGAAUUGUUAGUUUUAAAUUCCGUCCUUUUCUCUAUAUAGUUGUUACAAAGUACGACUCAACUGUAUUUUAGCAUUUUUAAUGUUAUUUUUAUGUUAAUUUAGUUUAAGUGUUGUACACUGUACAGGGUACUAUAUAUAAUACCUUAAAAUAUUUGAUGCUCAAAAUGUUUAGGUUUAAAAAAAUUAACUCAGUGAACUAUACCAAGUGAUAUAUUUGCAU